This is a messenger RNA of Blastomyces dermatitidis ER-3, 279 nucleotides long. RefSeq lists its product as uncharacterized. Lineage: Eukaryota; Fungi; Ascomycota; Eurotiomycetes; Onygenales; Ajellomycetaceae. The coding region runs from base 1 to 279 and encodes 92 amino acids. The record is from RefSeq and is a predicted model, not a curated record. The transcript has a single exon.
AUGCCUUUGCAACGCAAUAAAGCUUCUCCAGAGAUGAAAUCUCUUAUUGUUACACUCAAAUCUCCCUUUGUAGGGAAAUCUACUGCUGAGAUUCAUGAAGCAACUGGAAUUUCAGUCAAUCAAAUCAACAAGAUCUAUCAUACUGCCAUUCAACUGGGAUUCAAUCCUGAGCAGCGCCCUCUAGAAAUCAAGACUGAGCAUGUUGCUGAUGCUCGUCGCAGCAGGUGGCCUACUAUACAGAUACCGGAGCUUAGCAAGGAGCUGAUUUCAAAGAUUUAG